CAUAUUCCAUUCAAUAUCUUUCUUCCACCCUCCCAUCUAUAUACUCCCUCCAUUUCAUAAUUCUCGCUACAUUUUUCAUUGUAAGAAAACACUUCCUCUUUGGGCAGUCCCUUUUCUUUUUACUCUCUACCUCUUUCUUCUCCAAAAAUUGUCUAGAAGUCUGUGAAUUAAGAAGUGUAGCGAGUAAUAAGAGACAGAAAAAGUAAUAAAGUUGUACUACUACUAGUGUAACAACAUAUAGAUAUAGUGCAACCACAUUUUAUCAUCAUCAAUUUAAAAGGGUUGGCAGUUGGACUCUUAGGAACUAAGAUCAUAUCAUAUGAUAAAAAUCUUCUUAUAUAAGUAUAUAGUCACUAGUUUUUAUUAGCUACGUAGUACGUACGUAUAGAAAGUAACAUGGAGAUUGAAUCAGCUACACAUGAACCUGGUCCACACAAAAAUUACAAAAAUGCCAUUUACGACGACGAUGUCGAAUCAGAAGCUAGUGGUGGUAGUAGUAGUGGUGUAGCAGUGGCGUAUCUAGUGUGGGAAGAUCUAACAGUGGUGUUACCAAGUUUUGGAAAUAAACCUACAAAGAGAAUACUUCAAGGGAUUAAUGGAUAUGCUGAACCUGGUAGAAUUAUGGCUAUUAUGGGUCCUUCUGGUUCUGGCAAAUCUACUCUUCUUGAUUCUUUGGCAGGCAGACUCUCAGCAAAUGUUGUCAUGACUGGAAAUGUUCUACUGAAUGGCAAGAAGAAGGGACUACAAUAUGGGGGUGUGGCAUAUGUGACACAAGAGAAUGUACUUCUGGGAACUCUGACAGUAAGAGAGACAAUAACUUACUCGGCAUAUUUGAGGCUUCCACCAAGCUUGACCAAAGAAGAGAUCGAAGGGAUCAUAGAAGGGGCCAUAAUGCAAAUGGGUCUUCAAGACUGUGCUGAUCAAAUAAUUGGCAACUGGCAUUUGAGAGGCAUAAGUGGCGGAGAGCAGAAGAGAUUAAGCAUUGCCCUUGAAAUACUCACAUGCCCCCGUCUCUUGUUUCUUGACGAGCCAACCACUGGACUUGACAGUGCUUCAGCUUUUUUUGUAGUUCAGGCUCUUGUGAGCGUAGCACGAGAUGGGGGAAGAACAGUCAUUUCUUCAAUUCACCAGCCUAGCAGUGAAGUUUUCACCUUGUUUGAUGAUCUUUGCCUGCUAUCUUCUGGUGAAUUGGUCUUUUUUGGAGAUGCUAAAAAGGCUAUUCUGUUCUUUGCACAAGCUGGAUUCCCAUGUCCAAGCAAAAGAAAUCCAUCAGACCAUUUUCUACGCUGUAUCAACUCAGACUUUGAUAAGGUCACAGCUACACUGAAAGGAUCUUACCGAGCUCGACAAAUUCAAACAGUAUCAGACCCUAUGAUGGAAAUGGAAAUAUCACAAAUAAAAGCUACGCUUAUCGACAAGUUCCGACGGUCAGAGUAUGCAGAGCGUGUAAGAGUGAGGAUCCAAGAGAUAACUUCCAUUGCAGGACUCCCAACAGAAGCACAGAAAGGUAGCCAAGCAAGCUGGUGGAAGCAACUAACGACACUGACUAAGAGAUCUUUUGUGAAUAUGUCCAGGGAUAUCGGAUACUAUUGGCUGCGUGUAGUUAUCUACAUAGCAGUAUCUAUAUGUGUAGGUACCAUUUAUUAUGAUGUUGGCACUGGAUAUAGUGCAAUCUUGGCUAGAGGAGCUUGUGGUGGAUUUGUAUCCGGUUUCAUGACUUUUAUGUCUAUUGGAGGUUUCCCAUCCUUCAUUGAAGAAAUGAAGGUCUUUUAUAAAGAGAGGCUCAGUGGGUACUACGGAGUUGUAGUCUAUAUUCUAUCAAACUUCCUCUCCUCGUUCCCAUACUUGGCAGCAAUAGGAUGGAUUUCAGGGACUAUAACUUGGUACAUGGUCAAAUUCCGUCCAGAAUUCGAUCACUACAUAUAUUACAGCGUCAUGCUUUAUGGCAGCAUUACAGUAGUUGAGAGCUGUAUGAUGGUCAUAGCUUCAGUAGUUCCCAACUUUUUAAUGGGACUUGUCACAGGGGCUGGAGUUAUUGGAAUAAUGUUGAUGACCUCGGGCUUUUUCCGUCAGCUACCUGAUCUUCCUAAGGUGUUUUGGCGCUAUCCUGUUUCAUAUCUAAGCUUUGGAUCAUGGGGAAUACAGGGUAAUUACAAGAAUGAUCUCAUAGGUCUCACAUUCGAUCCACUUAUACCCGGUGAUCCCAAAUUGACGGGGGAAUAUAUUGUCCAAAACAUGCUAGGGGUACCACUGACUCAUUCCAAGUGGUGGGACAUGGCAGCAAUUUUCAUACUCAUCUUCGGUUACAGGGUCCUAUUUCUUGUUGUUUUCAAGAUCAGAGAAAGAGCAUCACCACUUUUUCAGACAAUUUACAGAAAGAAAACCUUGAACCACCUUAAGAAGAGACCCUCUUUCAGAGGCACUGCUUUUCCUUCCAGGAGGCACCAACCUCAAUAUCCAUUGUCCUAUCAAGAAGGUCUAAGCUCUCCAAUCCCCUAGUCAAAGCUGUAUGUACAAAUUUCAAAGUGCGUUUACAGCGUUAACUACGUAAGCUUGUUGUGCAUAAGAGAGUUCUACCAUUUGUGCAUUGGAUACAACUAUCGUGUUAUCAGAAGAGAAGGACAAAUUAUCUUGACAUGCACGACAAAUGCAAUUACAAAGUUUUUCUGUAACAUUAAUGCAACUAUAUACAGAAUACAUGGUAAAAUUUAAAAGACACUAAACAAUGCAAAAAGAAAGAUUAUUUAUUCUUGUAUCAAUCACAAACAAUUGUAGUAGUUUAUUACUAAAGAUAAGAUAAUAUGAUUCAAAUAA
This is a messenger RNA of Beta vulgaris subsp. vulgaris (sugar beet), 2814 nucleotides long. RefSeq names its product ABC transporter G family member 12. Gene Ontology annotation, molecular function: ATP binding; ABC-type transporter activity; ATP hydrolysis activity. The transcript has 9 exons. NCBI's taxonomy places the organism in Eukaryota, Viridiplantae, Streptophyta, Magnoliopsida, Caryophyllales, Amaranthaceae. The record is from RefSeq and is a predicted model, not a curated record. Gene Ontology annotation, cellular component: membrane. The coding region runs from base 397 to 2499 and encodes 700 amino acids.